AUGGCGGCCGCUUUUCGACCAGUGAACUCACCACUGGCGAUGACUGUUUCAAGAGAAGACGUCAUGGGCCCAGUGUCCUCAACAUCCCGACCCAGCACAGCUCCUCAACCACACCCAUCGAGACCUACAGACGAGGGUACAACCCCGACAAGGGCGACAUUCAAUAUGGCUAGCCAGAAACCCCUUCCCUCGAGCCCGUUUCCACAGGGGAUUCAGGUUCCCGAGCAACCACUCAAACCGAAGAUGCCCCAACGUCACGAUUCACGGCAUUCGAAUAAAUCAGGCGACUCAGGAGAUGUAGAUAUGGACGAUUCCGAAGGAGAGACUGGUACGAUCGACGACGGUGCUGGGUCUGAUGACGAAAGUAUCGGAGCCGAUGGACCCCGCUCUAGCAAGAAGAAGAAAUCACAACGCUUCUACUGCACGGACUACCCCCCAUGCAAUUUGAGCUUUACACGCAGCGAGCAUUUGGCCAGACAUAUCAGAAAGCAUACGGGCGAACGUCCAUUCCAAUGUCACUGCUCACGACGUUUUUCGAGACUCGACAAUUUAAGACAGCAUGCACAAACGGUCCAUGUCAACGAGAAUAUUCCUAUGGAUUCACUGGCUGCAACAGGUUCUCGGUUUCAACGACAAAUGCGUCCCGAUCGAGUAAGACAAGCUGGUAACCGAGCAAGAGCAUCAACAGGCGGUAGCGCUGGCGGUCCCCAACGAGGGCAUUCUAAAUCAUUAUCAACAUCGAGUAUUACUAGUGUGAGCUCGGUUGGCUCUGCUUACAGUGUCCAAGAUUCUAGGCGACGACCACCGCCUUUGGUUAUGGCCGAUCCUCGGUCACGGCUAUCAUUCGAGUCGUACCGAGGUUCUAUGGACGGCGGCUUGCCCCAAUAUCGACCUGUUUCUCCAAGUGAAUACGGAACUCCCACUUCCUCGACGUUCUCGACUGGGCAGAGUAGCCCUCGAUGGGGACCUGGCGUUUCUUCUCCGGCAACAUCGCACUCACGAUCUCACAGCAUGUACACAACAGGCUCUCGUACGCCAGGCCGUCGUUUGAGUGUUCCCUCAGGAAACAAUCCGUUCCAAUCCCCCAGUGCACCAGGAGGUAGACCGAUGAUGUUUGGAUCCAAUUCUGGUCCUGCCAACGCUUUGAAUGUGGGUGCUCCUCCGCCAACCAGUAAUGGCAUUCCUUCAUCCCCAACUUCCGCAACCUCUCAAUGGCCACGCAGAGAGUCAUUGUCUGAAAGCGAUUGGCGUCGACGAACCUGGCACCCAGACAGCCGCAAUAUCAAUGGGAAUCCAAGUCAGCUAAGCUCCGUUGUGAAUCAGUCCUCAGUCCGUCCGAAUCCGCCCCCGCCGAUCGCGAACCCUUCCAACUCUCAGUCGUCCUUCCGCCUGCCUGGUAUUGAAUCCUUCGAUCCUCUCCCACCGCGCCCAGCCACCCCGUCCAGGAGACAGCCUUCGCCAAUGAUCGUUGAUGCGGAAGCUCAUGCACGCGCUCCCUAUCAGCCACAUCUCCCCGAGACCCCGAUGCAGGACGAAAGACGAAAUCUCAACAUGUACGACGCCAGUAUUCAGCGUGGUCUCAAUCGCCUAGACAUCAACCAUAAUACCCCCCCUCGUGACAGCGCUGGUUCAUGGGCUUCCGAAGCGAAUAAGGCGGUUCAAGCCCAGGCUGAGCAUGUGCGACUCAACCCGCCCAUUGUCCGUUUCGAGGAACGCCCCUCGGUUUACCACGGUUCCAAGCUUACAUCUGCCCCGCGAUCGUUUCAUCAGCAUACGAUGUCGGCUCCUUCCAUCACGACGUCUAGAGAAAACAAACGUCGGGGUUGGUAUCAUGGACCAGCAUCUGUUCAAAGGGAUGGAAGAAUGCCACAGGAGCCGCAGGACCCCCGACUGGCGCAUGUUGAACGGAUGGUGCACCCCAACUUCACUGGUUUCAGCGGAUUUCCUGUAAAGGAAAACCCUCCUCCUUCACAUCAUCAUUAUCAACAUCCACAACAACAACAGUUGGCCCCACAGGCUCAACAGCAGACCCAGCAGCAUCAGUAUCAGCAAGUCCAACACCCACAGCAGCAACAACAACAGCAACAGGGUCGGCCAGGAAGUAAUGGUUCUCUUGGACGACUGGAAGCCUUGGUUGCCGUUGCAACAAGCGAAGGGUCAACCGCCAAAGCGUACUGA
Messenger RNA from Fusarium venenatum, 2178 nucleotides. RefSeq lists its product as uncharacterized. The record is from RefSeq and is a predicted model, not a curated record. Gene Ontology annotation, biological process: regulation of transcription by RNA polymerase II. Lineage: Eukaryota; Fungi; Ascomycota; Sordariomycetes; Hypocreales; Nectriaceae. Gene Ontology annotation, molecular function: RNA polymerase II cis-regulatory region sequence-specific DNA binding; DNA-binding transcription factor activity, RNA polymerase II-specific.